This is a messenger RNA of Magnolia sinica, 1532 nucleotides long. RefSeq names its product transcription repressor OFP7. The record is from RefSeq and is a predicted model, not a curated record. Gene Ontology annotation, biological process: negative regulation of DNA-templated transcription. Bases 46 to 1080 code for a protein of 344 amino acids. The transcript has a single exon. Lineage: Eukaryota; Viridiplantae; Streptophyta; Magnoliopsida; Magnoliales; Magnoliaceae.
GUAGAGAAAGUAAAAAAACACGAGAGAGAGAGAGAGAGAGAGAGAAUGGCGAAACGUUUCAAGCUCCGAAUCUCUCGAGUAUUACCAUCCUUCCAAUCGUGCCGCUCCAAGGAGCUCCCAGAAAAUCCUCUUCCCGCCAUCUUUCACCUCUCCCCCGUCAAUCCCAAGGCCUUCGAUCUCAACUUCCCGGCCCCACCACCACCCACUCCUCCCUCUCUCAAGCGCCACGUGUCAUCCGCCAUCGUCUCCAUCGGCUGCGGCUGCCCUUCCAAAUCCAACCGUCCGAUCCUCACUAACUCCCCAUCCGCGGACUUCCAAUGGCAGAAGGACGAGAAAUGGCACGUCAUCGCCAAAGUCCCCAACCGUCGCCACAAGAUCUCCACCAUCGAUUCCUCCGACGACUCCUCCUUCCCUUCCGCCACGACUGACGGCACUAGAAACGGUAGGGAGAAAAGCAAAAGCCGGAUGAAAAAGCUCAAGAAAAAGAAGAAGAAGAAGAAGAGCCGCUCCAAUGUAAGGAUCAGCACCUCCUCAUUCGACCACAGCGGUUGGUUCAGCAGCACCGAAAAAGAGGACGGAUUCUACCACAACGAAUAUGGUGAAACCGAGACGCUCGUCUCAUCUUCUAGAAGCUUCUCAGAUGAUUCCUUCUCGGACUUCAGCUCCAAUUUAAAAACGAUACAGGAGCGGAAACCGCCGCAGAAGGGCUUCAAGAGGGUAAAACCCCUCAAGAAGAAGAGCGGCAAUAUACAGACUUUUCCGACGCCGGAAACUGACUCGCCGGGGAGAUUGUCAGUUUUCCGGCGGUUGGUGCCGUGCGGUGUGGAGGGGAAGGUGAGAGAGAGCUUUGCGGUGGUGAAGAGGUCGGAUGAUCCGUACGGAGAUUUCAGGCGGUCGAUGCUGGAGAUGAUUCUGGAGAAGGAGAUGUACGACAAGGGGGAUCUGGAGCAGCUCCUGCACUGCUUCCUGUCCUUGAAUUCGCAGGCCCACCACCGCGUGAUUGUAGAGGCGUUUUCCGAGAUUUGGGAAAUCCUCUUCUGCAAGUCGUCCAGGAACGGCUUUUCCCAUGUGGGCCUUUGAAGCUGACGGUGCAGAUUACACAAAAGGAGAGAAACGGGAAUAAGUAAUAGAAAAAAAAGAAAAAAACUGGUAGUCCUCGGAUUACUGAAGUGAAAAUCCGCCUUAGGCAAUACCACAGGGAGGCCAUGGCCGGUGCUAUUUCCUGUAGGGAAGAUCCUAACCAUUCAUUCCAUGGAAGAGGUUGACUAUUAGAGAUUUUUUAUAUGUUAGAAAUCGAGUGGGUGGGAUCGUUUGUAGCAGUUCAUGCUUAUCCCAUGGCCUAAUCAUGGUGGGGCUACCUCUUGAACGGUUCCGAUCACUAGUGGACUAUGUAUGAAUUCUAUUCACUUCAGUAAUCCGCGGACUACGAGAGCAGGCCUCGGUGGAAAUAAUCGGUGGCUUCUUUUAUUUGGUUUUUCUCCCGUUGUAUGAAGAUUAUAAGUGUAUUAAUGUGAUGACGUUUGCUAACUACA